Molecule: messenger RNA, 7894 nt
Organism: Hydra vulgaris (swiftwater hydra)
Lineage: Eukaryota; Metazoa; Cnidaria; Hydrozoa; Anthoathecata; Hydridae
Product: serine/threonine-protein kinase atr
Biological process (GO): protein phosphorylation; DNA damage checkpoint signaling; telomere maintenance
Cellular component (GO): nucleus
Molecular function (GO): protein binding; protein serine/threonine kinase activity
Source: RefSeq, a predicted model, not a curated record
CUAGUUAAAUUGCUUAUCAAUUUUUAUAAAAUAGGAAUAUUAUGAUACUUUAAUUAAAGUUAUUGAAUGAAAUCAAGUAUUGGUCUAACUCACCUACUCAUUUAUCCUAAUAAAGUAUGGAAGCUACUGGCAAUCAAGAAAAUGUGUUUCAGACAUCUCGUGUUAUUUGUGAUUGUGUAAAUAACUUGCUUACAGAUCUCAAUUCAGUUAGCAGUCAACUAAAUGCUGCAGCAGGUGGCAUUCCACAAUCAGAAACAGUUCUUCAAUUUUUACAUCAUUGUACUGAUGCAUUUACAGAUUGCUAUGUAAUCAAACUUGACCUUGAUGCUUCUGGAAGAAACACAGUUGAAACUAAAAGACACAAGUUAGCUAAAGAUUUCACAUUUUGGGUAAUGUCUCGCUUAUUUCGAUUAAUUGCAUCACCAGAUUGCACCAAGUUGCACAAGAAAGCAAUAACUGUGAUAUUAUCUAUUUUGCAACUUGCACGUAUCACAGACGUUUCGUUUUAUCGAGAGUUAAUUAAAGAAGUUAUAGGAGUUUACAAAGAUUCUUUAUCCGUUGCAGAAGAGUAUACUUCUUCUAACAGUGGAUUAGUUGAUUCCAAAAAAAAAGUUUUUAGUGGAAGAUUUCAGAAAUCCUUGUGUGGUUCAUCAAGCACUUCAUCAAUGCCUCCAAAAUUGAUUGAAAUAUUUACUUACUCACAUUGUCAACACCUUUUAACAGCAACCAGUGAAAUCUUGUUGGAAAGCAUGUUGCAUGUUCAGCAAUAUGUUAAUGAGUCGAAAAUGUCUUUAGUAAUUUUAUGCUUCCAAACAAUUCAAUUAUGUGAUGAAUCUCUAAUAAAAAUAUCAUUAUCUUUAAUGAAUUCGAUAAUGCUAGCUUUUCCAAUAAUAUUCACCUGUUUUAUUGAAAAGUAUUUAUGCAUAUUCAUUGGAGUUGUUGAGUUCGUUGUGUCCUGUCCAAGAAUUGACUUAGAGUUUAUGGAAACAUUAAAAAGAUCUAUUGACAUGAUUAUUUUACUCAAAGAUGAUUUUUUUUCCACAAAAUUACUUAAAAAGCUUAUCAAUUUAAAUAUGUCAAGAGAAGUGCAUGACGAAGUUGAGGAGUUUCUUUUAGAAAGUUCUAAAAAAAUGGUUUUACUUUCUUCAACAGUUGCAGAGGAAGAAUACCAAAGUAUCAUUUUAUUAUGCCUAAAAAAAGUUGCAUCUCAACAUUUAAAUAAAGUUAAGAAAAAAUGUUUGGCUUCAUUAUUGCAGAAAGCUAUUCUUAUGACACAUAGUUUAUCAACUAGCAGUGAAAAACUUGAAAGCCAUUUAUUAUGUUUGUGUUUAAAUCUGGAAGAUGCAGAAGCUGAUCACGGACAACAACACUUAGAAGAAGUUACAUUUUUGUUAAAAGUAAUAGCAAAAGUUUAUUCAUGUGAAAAAAUUAAAGAUUUGCUUAAAAGAAUUAAUUUUGGAAAACUUGUUGAUAAAGUUUUUGAAAUAUUUCAUUCAUUGCUUAACCUCAAAGACAUCAAUAAAAAUAUUUUAUUUAUACGCACUUUAUCAUUUCUAAAGCUCUACUCCCACCUCAGUAUCUCUGCAACAUUUACAGAAAUAGAUCCAAAUAAGUUAAAUCGACUCUUUGAAGUUUGUACAAUACCAUGGUUGAAAACAAUUGAUCCACCCUGGUUUGAUUACAAGCCAAAGUAUUAUACAGAAAAUGAACUCAUGCAGAUGCAUGAGUUACUAAAGUUAUGCUUUGUCAAUCAUAAUGUUACAAAAAGAUGCCUUGCCAUUUUGGCAACAGUAACAAACAAAAACCAGUGUAAUGCGCCAACUUGGCUGAUCCAUGUUAUAAGAACAGCUUUAGCUAGCCCAUAUGUUAUACUACAACUAAAAGUUUUAAAUUGUCUACCAAGAAUUCUUACUUCUCUAACUGCGGCAAGUGAGACACUAGUUUCUGAAGACCUAAUAACUCUUAGUCGAGCUGCAAAGCCAGAGGUAUUAGCCAGUAUCGGCUUGACAAUAAAUUUAUUAGUUUGUGUGGUUGCAGAGAGUGUUGAUACACAUUACAAAGACGGAUCAUUUAUUGUGGAAUGCACUUUAUGUAAAACAGAGAAUUGUUGCAUUCAAUUGAAAAGCUCACCCCCCUUGCUACCGAUUUUUAAGCCAUUUUUCAAGCUUCUUAAACAUAGUACUUGUAGAGCUUUUAAAACAAGUUUAAUGCAAACAUUUUUAAAAUUGCUUAAACAUAUCAGUGAACAAGAGAGAAUUUAUAUGAAAAAUUUGUGGAAUAUAAUGUUGGAGUUGUUGAAAGAUCCAGACUUCCAAACAAGGCUGAUAUUUUCUGGCUGGUUGGGGGAAUAUAUAAAAUAUACUGAUGAUGUGUCAGUUCACUCAUUGGUGGUUGAAACAAUAUCUUCCACUCUUUCCCAAGCUUCUGAGAUUAAUGACAUAAAGGUUCUUGAAACAGUUAUUUUAACAAUUGGAAGUGUAAGCAAAGUUGCAAAAGGUGAAUUGUUACUAGUUAUGGUAGUCAGUCUGUUUGACUGUUUUGUAAUGCAGAAUCACAUGGUUGUAGCUGUUGCAUCUGACCAGCUGAGUGAGCUUUGUAAACAUCUUGAUAAAAGUUUGCACCACUUGUUUAUUGAUCACAAAAGUUAUUUCUGUGACAUCAUCGUCAGAAAAAUGCAAAACCUUUUAGAAGAUAAAAAAGAUGUACAAUGCGUAACAGAUACUAUUUUUGAUAUUGCUAAGCAUUUCGAGUUUAAUGAUGUCAAGUCUUUUUUAAUGAUUACUUCAACUGAGAUGCUUCCAAAAAUUGUUAUGAAGGCAUCACCUCAAUCUUCUGCACUCCUACGAUUGUUUGCAAAGCUUACUAAUCAGAAUAGACGUGAGAUGAUGUUCAACAAUUUUACAUACAUUUUUUCAUAUCUCAUCAGAUCUAUUGUUAAACAUGAUGAACUCGAAGUUUGCUUGCGCUUCUUACAGGAAGAAACGGAUGUGGAACUCAGCAGUUUGCUAUUAUCUGAUAAACAUAGGAUUUAUAAUCAACUCCUUCUAUAUAUUAGUGUAAACAGAGAACAAGUUGUUGAAAGCUUCUCUAUACUUGCUUCAAAUGAUCCUUCAUACAAAGGUCCUAAAGAUUUCAAGUCAGAUCAAGAUUUAGCAUUAUUUUUGCAUCCAAAACUGCUUGCCGUACUUGCAUUUUUUAACUCAGUGCUUACAAACAAUCCUAACUAUGAAAAGAAGAUUGCUCUAAAGAGUAUAAUUUGUUUAUUUAAUAUUAUGGGAGCAAAGUAUAUUACACCUGUACGCUUAAAAGUAAUGGCUAUUUUGAAGCUUGCUUUAAAGUUUAAGACAGAAUUUCCUGAAAUUUGCUGUUCUGCAUGGAGUUGUUUUAUUAAAAACAUUGACAUUGACUGUAUUGGUCCAUUACUUAGUCAUCUUAUUGCUGCAAUUUUGCCAUUAUUAGAUGAUUGUCCUAAUCAAGUUGCAGACAUCUUUAACUUUUUAAUUGUUGAAAACAGAUCUUCUCUUUCUGUAUCAUUUAAAGAUAUUUACUUUGUUCCACAACAUCCAGUUUUAGCAAACUGUGGAGAAAUACUUGCUUCCCAUCAGCUACGAGUUUCAAAUAUAAAUGACUUCAAAGCAAAAAUAAAGUAUACCUGUCUAGGUAUUGACAAUGAAAAUGAAGACGUAAGAAAUUUUGCUUUGAUGCAUUUAACGACAACUCUUCAAACCUACUCUUUGUUUUUGAACGAAUUACUUGCUAAUGUUGAAGCGAUCGAUCCUUUUGUGUUGAAUUUAAUUAACACCUUGCUUCUUGCAAGUAAACAAAAUAACCCUCAAACAUUUAAUUAUAUAGGAAAAUGUCUUGGGAUAUUAGGUGCUAUUGAUCCUGGUAGAAUAGAAAGUUUAAAUGAAAACUCAGAAGAAGCAGUUAUUUAUACAUCCAUUAGUGACAUUUCAUUUGGUUGUGAUCUAUUGAAGGAACUUUGUCGUUCCUUUCUAGCAGCAGGAAGUACAAGGGCUCAAGACUGUGCAGCCUUUGCAAUACAAGAAACUCUUCUAUAUUACGAGUGCACUGAUAAACCCUCUGAUAGACCUGGAUAUCGUCUAUGGGAAAGAUUUUCAAAAUCUAUUCAAGAGCUUCUUUAUCCACAUCUUUUUUCAAAAUAUGUUAACAGUACAAAUUACAACUUGUCUAAACAUCCCACACCUCUAUAUCAAAGCACAAAAGGAAGUUCUUAUGUUGAUUGGGUAUGUAAUUGGACUAACCGGCUAAUUUAUUCACUUGGAAAGACAAGUUGUAAAGUGUUUAUGUCUUGCAUGUCAAUUAUAAAACAUGAUUUGAAAGUAGCCCUUUUUCUCCUCCCACAUGUAGUAAUUCAAGUUGUUCUUUUAAAAAAUGGAGGUUUAGUUCGAGAUGAAUUUAUGGCUGUAUUGGCCUCUGCAAACAGUGAAAGCUCUGUAUCAGAGUUUAUAAAGGCCUGUACCAAUACAGUUUAUUCUAUUAUGGAUUAUCUAAAUCAUUGGAGUGCAAAGCAUAUUUCUAAAGAUUCAUCUCAAAAUGACAUUCAGGAAAUUAAACAGUUUAUUUAUAGUAUUCCUAAAGAUAUUCUUGCAAAAAGCUCAUUUUAUUGCAAUGCUUUGUCUCGGUCAUUAAUGUAUUAUGAACAAUACAUUGAAGUAGCAAAAAAUAGUUUGGAAAACCAUUUAGAGUUUUUACAACGUUUAUAUUUUGCACUUGAUGAACCAGAUGGUGUUACUGGUGUUGCAGAUACAAGAAAAAGGAAUACAACACUGCAAGAACAAAUAGUUGAACAUGAAAGCUCAGGAAAUCUUCGUGAUGCUGUUGCUUGCUAUGAACGAGCUAUUCAAACCGAGCCAAAUAAUGUCAAACAUCACAAAGGUCUACUUAAAUGUUUGAUUGGUUUAGGCCAAUUAUAUAAUGGUUUAAUGGAUGUUAAUGGCUUAAUAGAAAAAAGGCCAGAAUGGAAAACAGAUCUAAUUCCAUAUCAAGCAGAAAUAUCAUGGAGGCUGGGUCAGUGGGACUCAUUAGAAAAAACAUUACCUCAAGAAAAUAACAAGAACUGGAGUUUAUCAUUAAGCAAUCUACUGUUGUGUUUAAAAAAUAAUGUUUGUGACCAGUUUAAUGUAAAUAUUAUCGCAGUAAGAAAUGAACAAAUGAAUUGUCUAAGAAGUGCUAGCCUUGAAUCAGGAGGAUAUCAACGAGCUUACAAAUCUAUUGUUCGACUUCACAUGCUAGAAGAUGUUGAAAGUUGUGCAACAGUAUGUUUCAAAGAAAAAAAGUUAAGUGGUAAAGAUCUUUUAUCUUUAUGGGACAAACGUUUAUUGAAUACAGAGUCCUCGUUUCAAGCUAGGGAGCCGAUUCUUAAUAUGCGAAGAAUUUUGCUUCAACUACUUCCUGAGUUUGACCAGAAACAAACACAACAAAAUGCUGGCUGGUUGAUGUAUUCACGAAUUGCUAGGAAGGCUGGUUUAUUUCAAACAGCUUACAGUUCUCUUUUAAACGUCAGUGACAACAACAACAUUGAAAUACUUAUAGAGAAAGCAAAGUGGUAUUCUUCUCAAAAUGAUUUACACAAAGCUUUACUCAUCCUUCAUAAAAAAUCUGAUGAUGUUCUUCAGUCACAAAGUGAACUUAAAAAAAAACUUCUACAUGCAAAAAUAAAACUUCUUAAGGCAAAAUGGAUGGAAGAUACAGAAUCUUAUGAGCCAAAUGCUGUAUUGCUACAGUAUAAAGAGGCUGUAAAUGAGUUCAGUAGUUGGGAAAAGGGUCAUUUCUAUUUAGCAAAAUAUUAUGAAAAACUUAUGAAUGCCUGCGAUGAUGACCUGAAGGAUGACAGGAAGAUGAGAAAAAAUGAUUUUCUGAAGUUUGUUAUAAAACAUUAUGGUGAAUCUUUGCAUUAUGGAAAUAAGUAUAUCUAUCAGUCUAUGCCUCGGUUGCUUACACUCUGGUUAGACUUUGGAGUUGCUGCAUAUCAAGCUAUUGAAGGUGCAUCAGUAAAAUCAUCAGAAAAAGCUUACUUUAAAGAUAGAAUGCAGAAAAUUAACGAUGAAAUUUUGAAUCUUUCUAAUCAGUUGCCAGCAUAUCAGUUUCUUACUGCUUUCUCACAGUUAGUUUCAAGAAUAUGUCACCCUAAUACAUCUGUUUGGAAACUUCUUGAAGUUAUUAUCUGCAAGAUUUUUCAUGCUUAUAAGCACCAAGCUAUAUGGAGUAUGGUAGCUGUUUCAAAAUCUUCACUUUCAACAAGAGGGGAACGAUGUAAACAUGUGUUUCAUAAAGUUUGUCAGGAGAAUCCUGAAAUGACUAAAUUCAUUUCACAUGCUUUAGAUUUAACAGAUAACUUGUUAGAAAUAUGCAAUCGAAAAUGUGUUAAAGAAACAAAACUAAGCAUGAGCAAAGACUUUUCUACCCUAACUAAAUUAACAAGUGAUAAGUCAUUUAGCUCUAUUGUAGUCCCAUUACAGUCAACUUUAACAGUCAAACUUCCUUCAUCACCAGAUCCUAAACAUCAGUAUAAUCCAUUUCAUGAAUCUUUACCUAUGAUAGUUGGUUUUGAUGAUCAUAUUGAUGUUUUAUCAUCUUUGCAAAAACCUAAAAAAAUCAAAGUGAAAGCGAGCGAUGGUAAUUUUUACACUCUUAUGUGUAAACCAAAGGAUGAUUUAAGGAAAGAUGGAAGACUGAUGGAGUUUAAUUCUCUUGUCAACAAGAUGUUACUGCGUGAUCCCUUAUGUCGGAGACGCCAGUUGCACAUUCGCACAUACGCUGUUAUACCACUGAAUGAAGAGUGUGGUUUAUUAGAGUGGGUGCCCAAUACAAGCGGUCUUCGGUUUAUACUUAAUAACAUUUAUAAAGAAAAAGGGUUAACAGUAAAAGUUCAUGAAUUAAAGCAAUUAUAUGAGCCAUUGACAAAGUCAACAUGUUUAAAAACAAAAAUUGAUAUAUUCACUAAUCAAAUAUUGCCACGUUACCCACCUGUUUUUCAUGAAUGGUUUAUCUCUAACUUCACAAACCCUACAAAAUGGUACGCUGCUCGACUUGCUUAUUCUCGAACAUCAGCUGUUAUGUCUAUGGUUGGUUACACACUAGGAUUGGGUGAUCGUCACGGCGAAAAUAUUUUGUUUGAUAGCAUAUCUGGAGACUGUGUUCAUGUUGAUUUUAACUGUUUGUUCAACAAGGGUGAAUCGUUUGAUUGUCCAGAAAGAGUUCCUUUUAGAUUGACUCAUAACAUGGUAAAAGCUAUGGGGCCACUGGGUCAUGAGGGUGUGUUUCGUAAAUCUUGUGAAGUAACCAUGAAAGUGAUGCGUGCGCAAAAGGAUUCUCUUCUCAGUGUUUUAAAUACAUUUUUGUAUGAUCCUUUAUUGGAGUGGAAAAAAGAAACACGAAAUAAAGAAGUAGAAGUAAAUAAUGAAAUGGCUUUAAAAAUAUUAAAAAAGAUUGAGCAGCGAUUAUCUGGUUACAUAACGAGCAACAUGAUUCAUUUACCUCUCUCUAUUGAAGGUCAAGUGCAUCAUCUAAUAAAGGAAUCCACAAGUAUUGAAAACCUUUCACAAAUGUACAUUGGUUGGGCCGCGUAUAUGUGACGAACUGAAUAUUCUUCACAAAUUUAUAUUGCUCGUGCUAUAUACAUGUGAUCAGCUAGAAAUGCGGCCUACCGCUUUUUUCUAAUUGUGUGUAGUAGGCUGAGUAUUCUUCACAAAUGUAAAUUGUUUGAAUAAUUGUGAUUAGUUGGAAAUACAGUCUACUUAACCACAUUUAACCAACUUAAAACUUAAUGGUGUUCAAAGUUACAUUAAUGCUUAUUGUAUUGUACAUCUGCUCUGACAUUUUACAAAUGUUAAUUACUUUAUACAUAUGAAACCUUUUAUACUCUCUUUGU